AUGCGGCUAGAGUCUGGAACCGUCUUCCUGAGAAUGAGCCCUUUGUUCCAGUUCUGUGUGACGUGUGGCCUCUCCGCCUUCGUGAAGCUGACCCGCUGCAGCCGCUGUCACGCUGUUUUCUUUUGCUCCGAAGCCUGUAAGAUCAAGUCCUGGAAGGACGGACACAAGCAAAUGUGCAUCCAGCUAUCGGCCAAGAGCGGUCCCAAAGCCUGCAGCCAGCGCAGGGCCCCAGACGCAGCACAGAGGAAGAGUCCGAGAGGAGCUAAAGAGGCUGUGAAGGCCCCACACAAAGCCAACAUCCCCAAGUUUAUACCGGAGCACAAGGUAGAUGCUGUGCCGGGUCAGCCCAGAGAGAACUACAGCUUCAUUUGA
This is a messenger RNA of Knipowitschia caucasica, 372 nucleotides long. The record is from the annotation of a GenBank genome assembly. Lineage: Eukaryota; Metazoa; Chordata; Actinopteri; Gobiiformes; Gobiidae.